AUGACGGAGCCUGUCAAUAUAGGUCACUCGCUUGUGCUUUUCCUAGGACUUCAUCUAGUUGAAGGAGGGAUCAGAGCAAAGAACUUAAAGAUUCAACAGAAUCGUGUUCGGGAAUCUAUUGCACGAGUUUAUCCUGUUCUCUCUGUACCUUGCCCAAAUGCCCUCUGGCAUAUUGAUGGCGAUCAUAAAUUGAUAGAACCAUACAGAAUUGUCAUUCAUGGUGGGAUUGACGGGUAUUCCUGCCUUAUCGUAUAUUUAAGGGCUUCAACAAAUAACAAGGCCAAUACUGUUCUUGAUCUUUUCCAAGAGGCUGUCAGCCUUUACAACCUACCGUCUCGUGUUCGUUCAGACCAAGGUUUGGAAAAUGUCGAGGUAGCACGGUUCAUGUUGCGUGAACGAGGCUUGAACAGAGGCAGCACAAUAACUGGUAAGUCGGUUCACAACCAACAAAUAGAACGUUUAUGGAGAGAAGUUAAUCGUACGGUGGUAAGCAAGUUUAAGAACAUAUUCAUGUACCUAGAAACAAGUGGAUUGUUUGAUCCACUGAACGAAAUUCACCUAUUUUGUCUUCAAUAUGUGUAUGUCCCGGAAGUUAAUAACUCCCUAGAGGAACUGACUAGAGUCUGGAAUUAUCAUGGCCUUACCACUGAAAGAAAUUGA
Molecule: messenger RNA, 660 nt
Organism: Paramuricea clavata
Lineage: Eukaryota; Metazoa; Cnidaria; Anthozoa; Malacalcyonacea; Plexauridae
Source: the annotation of a GenBank genome assembly